Molecule: messenger RNA, 1281 nt
Organism: Parastagonospora nodorum SN15
Lineage: Eukaryota; Fungi; Ascomycota; Dothideomycetes; Pleosporales; Phaeosphaeriaceae
Exons: 4
Coding region: 1-1281 (426 amino acids)
Source: RefSeq, a predicted model, not a curated record
AUGGGAUUAUCAGGCAUCAAGUAUGAGGACCUUGCAUAUACUUCCUCUCAGGGUUUCGCUGCUGUCGGUGCAAACAAUGGUCACAAUGGAACAGGCGGAUUGCCCUUUUACAAUCAUCCCGACACCGUCAUUGAUUUUGCAUGGAGAUCCCUACACACAAGCGCAGACGUUGGCAAACAACUCACUAAAGCUUUAUACGGGACACCACACUCAAAAUCUUACUAUCUCGGCUGCUCGCUCGGUGGUCGACAGGGGAUUGGAAACGCAGAGAAGUUUCCGAGCGACUUUGACGGAAUUGUUGCAGGAGCACCAGGUGUCGAUUUCAACAACCUCUACUCAUGGAGGGCGCACUUUUUCCCGCUUACUGGCGCGAUCGGCUCACGCGACUCUGUUACGAGCAAUGCCUGGAAAACAUGGAUUCACGAUGAAGUUUUGAAGCAGUGUGACAUGAUCGAUGGCGUGGAAGAUGGCAUUAUCGAGAAUCCGGGCCUUUGUGACUUUGACCCAUCGAGAUUGCUGUGUGCAGGCAACUCUACGAAUAAUUGCUUGACACAACCGCAGGUUCUGCGACUGAGACAGAUUUACAGCGAUUAUAAGUAUCCCAACGGGCACACCAUUUUUCCAGCUAUGCAGCCUGGAAGCGAGGUCAACGCCGCGGAUGGUCUAUAUGCCGGCACAGCAUGGAAACCCUCUGAGGAUUGGUUCAAAUACGUCGUAUAUAACGAUCCAUCAUGGAAUGCAUCACGCUUUAACUUCGAGGACGCUGCUGUAGCAGAAAGGCUGAACCCGGGCGACAUUCGCACCUUCCCAUCCUUGCUCUCGAGGUUUGAGAGACGCGGAGGCAAGCUGCUUAUCUUUCAUGGCCGACAAGACAAUCAGAUAACAUCGUUCAAUAGCGAUCGCUUCUACAAACACCUCAAGGGUCAGCGAUCGUAUACAGACAUGGAUAAGUGGGUACGCUACUUCCAAAUCUCUGGCAUGAAUCAUUGUAGCACUGGCCCCGGGGCAUGGGUCCUCGGCCAAGGUGGAAACGCUGCUGCAGCUGGUAUACCGUUUCAAGCGGAAAACAAUGUUCUGAAGGCAAUGGUCGACUGGGUGGAGCAGAGCGUUGCGCCUGAGCACAUGCAAGGCACCAAGUUCGUAAACGACUCGGUGGCGUUGGGCGUGGACUUCAAACGUCGCCAUUGCAGAUACCCGUUGUACAAUGCAUACAUUGGCGGCGACCACAAGAAUGCCUCUAGUUGGGAAUGCGGACAUGGGAUUACGACCGGAAAGCCGUAG